AUGGGUGAUAAUAGAGCAACAAAAAGAAUUCAAAAAGAACUCGCAGAUAUUACAACAGACCCACCUUCAAAUUGUACAGCAGGUGUAAUGGGUGAUAAUUUAUAUGAAUGGAUUAGUACAAUUAUUGGUCCAGAUGAUUCUCCAUAUGAGGGAGGUAUUUUCAUGUUGCACAUUGUUUUUCCUGUAGAUUAUCCUUUUAAACCACCAAAGUGGCGCAGGAUUCAAUUUAAAACGCGUAUUUAUCAUUGUAAUAUAAAUUCAAACGGAGAUAUUUGUUUAGAUAUUUUAAAGAAUAAUUGGAGUCCAGCAUUAAAUAUUGGAAAAGUUUUAUUAUCAAUUUCAUCACUUCUUACAGAUCCAAAUCCAAAUGAUCCUUUAGUUUCAACAAUCGCAGAGCAAUUAUUAAAUGACAGAGUCGCACACGAUAACAAAGCAAAAGAGUGGACUAUAAGAUUUGCAAAAUAG
Messenger RNA from Dictyostelium discoideum AX4, 465 nucleotides. RefSeq lists its product as hypothetical. The transcript has 5 exons. NCBI's taxonomy places the organism in Eukaryota, Evosea, Eumycetozoa, Dictyosteliales, Dictyosteliaceae. Bases 1 to 465 code for a protein of 154 amino acids. Gene Ontology annotation, molecular function: ligase activity. The record is from RefSeq and is a predicted model, not a curated record.